Syngnathus typhle (broad-nosed pipefish) is the source of this 15953-nucleotide messenger RNA. RefSeq names its product cdc42 effector protein 4-like. The record is from RefSeq and is a predicted model, not a curated record. Lineage: Eukaryota; Metazoa; Chordata; Actinopteri; Syngnathiformes; Syngnathidae. The transcript has 2 exons. The coding region runs from base 3460 to 4392 and encodes 310 amino acids.
UUGACAGUUUUUUUUUAAAAUGAUGUGAAGUGUUGGGUUUGAUAGCUUGGGUCCUGAAGAAGGGGCUUUGUGUGUGUGUGCGCGCGCGUACACGUGCGCGCGUGGGUGAUACGCAGCUGAUGCGCGCCUGUGUGUGCGCGCGUGUGCGUGUGGCAGCUGAUGCGUCUGUGGGGGAUAGGGAUGGGCGAUACCAAUGAUUUGGAUUCGAUCCAAUACCAAGUAUUUCCUGCCCAAAAAUACCCGAUAUCGAUCCGACAUCGAUACCGGAAGUGUAAAUCCCGGAUAAAAUAUAACAAUUUAAAUGCAGUGGCAUUCUUGCUCUUGGAGAGUCAUUUAUUGAAUUUUGUAGAAAAAAGUAUUACGUCAUGUACAUUAAUUAUUAACCUUUUUAGAAAAACAUUAGUGGAAGAUGCAUAUUAAUAGUAUAACUAAUUAAAAGGAGCUAUUCUUUACUUUUCUCACUCUCUCUCUGUUGUUGGGAAAAAGUUUUGUCUUUUAGUAUAUUGUAAAAAGAGACAUGGUACCAAUAGAGAUGCAGGGCUUAAUCGUCAUGAGCAGCAAAACUAUCGAUUUGUUAAACCACUGGAUACUUACAUUUAAUAUUGUAAUACUUUAGUGUUGUUUAUAGGAAGUGGAGUUACAAAUAAAACGUAUGGCGUUCGACCACAAAUUGAAAAGGGGAAUACUUUAUUUAUAAAUGACUGACUAAAGUGCAGUAAUUAUUGCUUCAAAUAGCACAUCAACCACAAAUGCUUACAAUUUUUGGUUAGCACCUGAUACCUGGAUAUUAGGGGUGUAACCAUACAUUGAUACACAUCGAUUAAUCGAUAUAAUGCUCUACGAUUUAUUGGCAUCGAUGCUAAACGUAAACAUCGAUUUAUAUCGCCGUGUUUGACUUCGGACAUUAGACGCGACUUUAUUUUGAAAUCCAGUUCAUUGUUGCUUGCUUCCUCCUUCCGUGAAAGGGGAGUCGACAACGAGUACGCGGCUCCUGGGCUGGUGCUAUGGCUAGUGUCCAAAAAGACGAGGAAAUUUGCUACCUUUUAGGCUUCAAGUCAUUCGUUUGGAAGCACUUUGGAUUCCAAAGAAAAGAUGGCUCAACCGGCAAGACACGUGCAGUUUGUAAAUCCUGCCAUGCGGUGAUCAAAUAUUCAGGGACCACAAAUCUCGCCACACAUUUAAAGAAAAAACACGACAUCAAAGUUCAGUGUUAAAAUAAGCACGUUGUAUACUGCAAUACUCUUGUAAUUUCCUAAAUAAAGAGUUUGCAGUACCUUGUUGAUUUUGCGAAUGAAUUGUUAUAAAUCAGGAUAUUGUUCUAUAUUUUUUAUUAAAAAAAAAAAAAUGGAUCGUAGAGCACUAUAUCGCGAUAUAUCGUGAAUGAAUCGCAGCAGGCUUUAAGAUAUCGGCAAAUAUCGUAUCGUAGUUCUUUGUAUCGAUAUUAUAUCGUAUCGUGACAAAACCCGCGAUUUACACCCCUACUGGAUAUGUCUUGCCUUUCUGAAACGCUGCUUCUAAGGUACUUUGGUACCUUAGCCUCGGUGUGGCUGCAGGGUUUUCCGUCGCUGCCUUAGUGUCUGCGGCACGUUUCAAUUGCAGCUCCUCAUGAACCGUGGGGUGAAUUUUACUUAAAUGUUUUGUUAAGUUUGUGGUGUUGCCACAAUAUUUAAUCGUUUUGUGACAUAUUUCACAUCUUGCCUCGUUGUCAUUAACUAAAAUAUAAUACCUCCAAACCAGACUUCUCUUACGUUCGGACUGGGCCGCCGCCGUGGCCAUGCUUGUUUGUGUUCGGAUUGGAACGGGAGGCGGAGGAGGAGGGCUUGGCUUGUGAGAAAAGGGGGCGGGAGCAGAACAGAGCAGGACACGCCGGUGCAGCAGGCGGAAGGAAAAGUAGUGCUAGCAUGAGUGCAAGUUGUCAAAUUGGAGCAGAAAAAAAGGAGGAAAAAUAUAAUUAAAUAAUUGUAAGUAUCGAUAUUUUAGCUAGGGAGAUUGAUACUCAAAAAUCAGCAGCCUGGAUCGAUAUAUCGAUAUUUUAGUAUCGAUCCGCCCAUCCCUAGUGGCGGAUCCCCUUAUUGUUCCUCUGCCUGCACACUUCAUGCUUGCACGUCGUGUCGUACAUUUAAAAUCCUUCCGUCGGUCUGUCGGUUUAAAUGGAAUGUGUGCCAAUUUCUUAUCAAUUGGGAGGCGUUAAUGCACUAUUGUGAUUACAGUAGAGUAAGUAAAUGUAGCCCACGUGGCCUUUUGGGAAAUCUAUUUGGCUAGCAGAGAAGUUUCCAUUUGGUGAGUGAGAGCUCUCGCUGCGUCUGAGCGGCCGUGUUUCAGCUGAUGCGCUUCGUCACUCCGUCGACGCUUCGCCUCGCCACCGGGAGACAAUGCUCUCGGCCUCCUUUACCGUAUUACCUUUGGGUCCUCAGAACACACUUGGGGACGUUUGUCUGGGGACCAAUUGGGUGUAAUAUGUCUUGUCUCCACCGUGGGAUAGUAGUAAACGCAAUUUCGAUCUCUUUGUAUGUCUUGACAUGUGAAGAAAUUGACAAUAAAGCAGACUUUGACGUCACUUCUCAGUGGCCGCCGCGCAUUUAAAUGUAUGAGGCUCGGCCGACCCGUGGGUUUAGCCUGCGAACCAGCCUGCGCAGGUUUCCUCGUCUUCCGCUACAAAUCGCCUCGGCUCGGUGCUUGUACGUAAACGUGAGUCACUUCUGGCUUUUUUUUCGCUCGUGUGCUGGUUGCAGGCGGUGAGUGUGGGUGGCGUCCGGUUCUUUCGCAUUCCGGGAAAUACCAACAUAAACGGUUAGCGCCUCCUGGGAUGUGAGACAUGGAGCAUGUACGGUUUAGCUUGCGGGUGCAAGGAAACUUUGUUUUGUUUUUAGAUAUUUUCAGAAGCAACACAGUUGUAGUCAGCGGAAUUAAAGCGAGACAUCUUGCGUUGCUUGAUGAGGGAAUGUCAGAAGACCAGCUCGCCUGAUACGAAUGGGACCAAAACGCUACGAUGUAAGAUUUGAGAGACUGAGACGCCAGACGGCACCUUUCAGUGAGAGCGGAUCGAUAGGAAGUCCAUAUUAUAUAGGCAAUUCAAGCUAUUGCUUGGACGUUUUCUGCAGCAUAUCCAUUCAGAGGAAUUUGAGCCGACCGUAGAAACCAGUGUUGGUACUUGACGCAAGAGUAAAGCUGCCAAUGUGAACUUUUUGACUGCCUUCUGAUGUACUCGCCUUCACACGUACUUGGACCUCAAUGCGACAACAUUUUUCCCAUCAUGCCACGGGCUUUUGACUUGUGCAUGUGUGAGUCAAAAGGCAUUUUUUCAAAUGAUUUGGCCUGCCUUCUGUCAAUAUGUACGAAAAUAGGUCCUGCUCACAAAUAGGACUUUGGAGCAACACAAGACGCAAGGAUUUGCGAAUGGUCCUCGCGGUGAGCGUUGAGGAUCGUUGAUUUUCGGGCAACAGCAAAGCCGCGGCCGCCAUGCCCAUCCUGAAGCAACCGGCGUCUGGCUUCUCCCAGAAGAAGCGGCACUCCCGCAGCAACCUGAGCCGGGAGAUGAUCAGCGCGCCGCUGGGUGACUUCCGCCACACCAUGCACGUGGGCCGCAGCGGCAACGCUUUUGGAGACACCUCCUUCCUGGGGACGCGCUCAGGCCAGCCCACCACUGACUCGGCCUCCUUCCCCGGCUCCCCCCGUCCGGGAUUGCUGUCGCGCGCUUUCCGCAGCAGCAAGCGCUCCCAGUCCACCACCCGCGUGGACCAGCAGCGAGAGCUGUCCCUGCUGCUCUCAGAAGGAUCGUCUCCUCAUGUCAAGAGCGCCAUGUCUUUGCCCUUCCUCAACGACGAGGACGGAGGCCAUGGCACGGCGGCCGAGACUCUGUCCCCGGGUCCUCUAAAGCGGCUUGGCGGAAGCGGAGCCGCCGCUGCGUCGGCCGCCGGGAGUCGCUUCCCGGAGCAGGUGGAGCCAGGUUCUGAGGAACUCCCUGAAAGGCGCGGAAUGAAGCAUGCCGAGUCGGUCACAUCCUUCCAGGUGGACCUGGGCCCGUCCAUGCUGGGGGACAUCCUGGUUGUGAUGGAGAAGGAGGACGUUGACGUCGAGCAAGACAAGGGUGGCGAGGUCCGUACCUCCCCACUGCUCGGCGCCCACCAUGAAGACAACAGGAGGAGUAUGACGGUGCUGGAGAAAGAGGAGGAAGCGUGCUGGAGGACUGAGAUGGGAGCGCCCCACAGCGGCCGCCGCACCCCGGAGUUCCUCCCCAAACACUCACGGCACCCGGAUAGCCGCUCCGUGUCGGGCUCGGCGGCCCGCUUGUACUCAGCCGACAAGGACAGCACCAGCUUCAGCGCCCCGCCUGAAGAGGAGAGCCACUUCUCGUCCUUCUUCAACGACGAAGAUGAUGAGAUCCGCGUAUGAGGAAUGCGACCAACCCUCGAGAGCGGCCGUCGCGAGCAACCUUUUUGUCUCCUCGGACUCUUUGAAUACGGAACAUUCCAGAAGAGGGCCUCCGAGAACAGAAAGGAAAAAAACGAGCCAGUAUUUGAUGUCACCGUGCCUCACAGUUGAGCGCGCAUCUGGGUAUCAUGUUCGAACCUCUGCUUGGACGCAUUUUCUACCAAUCCAAUUUUAGUAAGUCGCUUCAUAGCCAUUGAGCGGCUCGUGCAAACGAUUAAAAACUGGGGUGCCUGUAUCAGAGCCGAAUGUCACCCUGACUCUGUCACGGUGAACCCCCACACACACACGCAGACACACACAACUAUUAACUUUACAGACAUUGAGUAACUCUAUUGCUAACCAAAACAGCAACACCUUCCAAAACACGUCCCCAGCGAAUGAACGUCUUGAAUGAGGAUGAUGAUGAGGUAAUGAGGGUGUGUCCCCGUUAAUUUGCCCAACUUCUUUGUAGCUGUCAUGUUCAAGGGCACAUCGGCCGCAAUGGUACUGGCACCACGUAAGACAUUUUCCAGUAACUUGGUGCUACUUUUAGUUAGUAUAACUUGGUGCUACUUUUAGUUAGUGUAACUUGGUGCUACUUGCUCGCUGUGACUUGUCACUGUCUCUCAUUGUUGUCAUCAUCAUCUCGCUUCAGGCUCGCCAGCGGGCCCAAUGAAAUGCAAACCUGUCUUUGUUACUUUUGCUCUCGUCUCUAUGCAGAAGCAGCAAUAGAAAACAUUGGUGUGCAACUGCUGGAGUCAUCACAGUUUGAAUUUCGCGCCAUGUUUCCAAAAAUGCAACAAUUCCUUUUACCGUCGCCAUGCAAUGUGCCCAAAUGUUGUUGUUUCACCAACAUUGAAUGGGAGCGCGUCCCUUCCAAAUAGGUUUUACAUUCAACAGAGUCAUCGCCAAAUCACCCCAACACUUGGUACAUCAUUCAGGUUGUUUUAAGAUUUUGUCUCAGUGAAAACGGGACAUUUGUCUGAAGCCUUGGCAACUGCAGCUUUUUGUUGUUAUUGCAGUUUCCUGACGAAUGUGCCUGCUAGUAAGUAUGAGUUCGUGUACGCCAGGGGUCACCAACUUCAGUCCUCAAGGGCGCCAAUCCAGCCCGUUUUAGGUGCAGCCCUACAACAACACACCUGAUUCAAAUGCUCAGCUCAUCAGCAAGCUCUAUUAAGGCUGAUAGCGAUCCUGAUUAUUUGAAUCAGGUGUGUUGGAGGGGGGAUACAUCUAAAACAGGCUGGAUUGGUGCACUUGAGGACCGGAGUUGGUGACCCCUGGUGUACGCAGAGUGAGUUGCACCUGCUAAUCCUUACAAAUUGUUUGUUACUCUUUAGCACGACCUUAAUUCCAGUCAUAUGUUUUUUUUAUCUGUGUCCCAGCAAAAUCCAGCUUCUAACCAUUGCUAUGUUGAUGUGAUCUCAGUCCCUCAGUGUCACAAAAAACGUGUGGCGGCCAACUCAUUCAGUCAUGAUUAGAAACGUUAGUUUAGGGUUAAAUUCCUGGCUACGCCUCUGACUGUCCUUUACCUGUCAGCUGCUCUGAGCUAGUACUGGGACUUCUUUCUGAAGCACCAAAACUGGCAAUAUUUCCACCUUUGCAUAGGAAACAUAGACGUAUAUUUUAAUAUUAAUUUAGCCAGGGCCAGUUACAAAGUUUAGAGUAGUGGUCACCAAACUACGGCCCGCGGGCCGGAUACGGCCCACGGGACCGUUAAAUCCGGCCCGCCAACCCUGAACAAAUUGUAUUAUUAAACUUUUUUUUUUGGUCAUUUUGCCUGCAAUGACUGCGUUUCCCCAGUAGAUGGGGAAGCGCUCGCCUGCGCAUUUACUACCGGAAGCCGUGUCAGAAAGCUCGGUGCACACUCACAAGUGCGUGUACGUACGUGGCGCACUCGCGCUCUAUUUGUAUCAGUCCCGAAUUUAGAGCGUGGGCUGUGACGACAGCAUUCUUAUAAUUCGCGCGCUGAGCUUUCAGAUGCAGUUUUGCGUUAAAGCCACCCACAAACCUUCCCCUGGAAUCCUUCCAUUAAAAUGAGUCGCCCAAGGAAAAGCAAGGUGGACACAGUGCCGAGCGCUUAAAAGAGAGUGGCCAAUUUGGCUCGACGUACGCGACGUGACGUUCAGCCACAUGAAUGUCAACAUCAACCCGUCACAGAUCGAGGUAAACGGACCAACAAAUACGUAACUUUUCGGCAUUUGCAUCCUCCUCCGGUGCCUUUUUUUGUGCCUCUCCGCACCACCUACCCUCUUCUUUUUACCACGUUCGAAGUCCAUUAUUCUCACUUGCACCCAGAGGCGUAGCCAGGAAUUUUUCCAGUAGGGGCGCACGCCCACAGGAAAAAAAAUCUAUCAUCACCCACGGCGUUCGCUGAUCGCUAAAACAACAUCCGGGUCCGGGAGGCAAACGGUGAAUGGAUAACAUCGCGCACAUUGAAUAGCGCAAGCACAUUCGCGCAAGACCGAAAGAAAAAAACGGCAUGAAAAUGAAGAAUCGAAAAAGCUCGAUUUUUUUUCAACCGGGGCGCAGGGAGUCCUAACCGGGGCGCCGCCCCGGCUCGCCCCGGCUUGGCUACGCCUCUGCUUGCACCGCUUGCUAGCUACAGCAGCCGGCACCUGACAUAGUAACACACCCCUUCUUCCACACGCGCUCUGUGUGGUAAAUACGGACUGUGGGGGUGGGUGUUAAUUGAUAUAAACCAAUUGUCUUUCCCUCCUCACAUGCUCCUGGCCUGAGUGGCCUGGCUUGUGUCUCUAAUAGACGAGACGCCGCACCAGCAGACUUAGAAAAAAAAAAAAAAGGGGACGCAGAGAGACUCAGGCCAAUCCUAGGCCGGCGCUUCGGGAAUACUCCCGGUUCUCCCGAUGGUCAGUCCGGGCGUGCCUGGUAGGUUGAUUGAGUACUCCAAAUUGCCUGUAGGUGUGAGUGCGUGUGCGUUGUCCGUCUCUGCGUGUCCUGCAAUUGGCUGGCAACCGGUUCAGGGUGUCCCCCGCCUACUGCCCGAUGACUACUGGGAUAUACUAGGCUCCAGCACGCCCGCAACCCCCCUGGGGACAAGCAGUACAGAUAACAAAUGGCUGGACGAAUGGUUUUCUCGGAUUAUUUUUUUUUUACAUUGAGUAUAUUGGCCACCGCAAUAGCUGGAUGUUUUUUAUGAAACCUGGAAAAGGAUUUAUGCAGCUUUUUAACAGCUAGCUAGCUUUGAGUUAUCAACACAGCUACCUAGCUAGCUCUGAGGAGCCAAAAGACCCCACAACUAUCAAAACACAUCAAUGAUAUAAGAUGGAUGACAUAAUCGUCCUUGACAUUGGUACAUAAUGUAAACAUUAGCCUAAGUGCAACUCAACGUGCGACUCACUCACUGAGCGACUCGCUCGCUGAGCGACUCGCUCGCUGAGCGACUCGCUCGCUGAGCGACUCGCUCGCUGAGCGACUCACUCGCUGAGCGACUCACUCGCUGAGCGACUCACUCGCUGAGCGAUUCGCAUUUUCAGUUCACCAUGAGAACGAAUCAGUGAAGGAACGAUACCUGUCUUUCCCGUUCGCGAACGAGUCAAUGAGUGAACUGCCUUCCUGUACAUCAACGGAUCUGUCAGUGAAUAUGUUGCGUCUCCUGGCGUGAACUAUGUAAGCCAGAAUGUAGAUUUUCCAUCCAUCCAUCCCUUUUCUGAACCGCUUAGUCCCCACGGGGUUCGCGGGUGUGCUGGAGCCUAUCCCAGCCGUCAACGGGCAGUAGGCGGGGGACACCCUGAACCGGUUGCCAGCCAGUCGCAGGGCACACAGAGACAAACCACCAUUUGCACUCGCACUCACACCUAGGGACAAUUUGGAGAACUCAAUCGGCGUACCAAGCAUGUUUUUGGGAUGUGGGAGCAAACCGGAGUGCCCGGGGAAACCCACGCGGGGAGAACAUGCAAAUUCCACACAGGAAGGGCUGGAGGUAGAAUCGAACCCUAACUGUGAGGCGGACGUGCUACCCAGUGCGCCACCGAGCCGCCAACGUAGAUUUACGAUUUACUUAUAGAAGGUUUUAAAUAACGUGUAUGCAUAUAUAUGCCUAAAUGUUGUUAUCCAAUAUAUCGACUGCAGUUUCACAUUAGAUUGGUGGUUUGAGAUGUACUUUUAUUAUUAUUAUUACAGUUUUUUUUCCAUGUAUAAUGCGCCCCCAUGUAUAAUACGCACCCUAAAAAUGGCAUGUCGAUGCUGGAAAAAAGCCUGUACCCAUGUAUAAUACGCACCCAAUUUUUAUGAAUUAUUUUUUUUUAUUUUAUUUAUUUAUUUAUUUUUCCCCAAUGAUCGUCACACACGCAGGGAGGCAAUGGGUCCAAUUUUUAUAGUCUUUGGUAUGGUCUUAACUAGGCUGGAUGUAAUUUUUUUGUUGGCGUUGAUUUCUCCGACUGCCCGUAAAGGCACCACCGCGCUCAGUGCGCACAUGUGAAAAAGGCGUGCGGACGUGAAAAAGGCGGCUCUGUAUGGGAGAGACGUUGAAGAGGAAUAAAAACACCCUUGGAAACCAAAACUUGCCCCUCGUCGUGACUCGGAGCCGCAACAAAUGUUUCGGAUUUGUGUAGGGUACAUUGUGACAGCAAACGAGCAGGUGAUCGAGCAAGCGUCUGAUACGAGAGCAUUGCGGUCGUUUGCUGUCACAAUGUACCCUACACAAAUCCGAAACAUUUCUUCGCUAUUGAGUUUGCUAGCGCAUGCGCAGUGAUACUGACCAGCAGAAUAACGUCCGGUUGUUCCCAAAGAUGAUCUUUUUUCUGAAAUAAUUUUACGUUUACGGACUUAAGAGUCAAAAUUUGGGUGCGUAUUAUACAUGGGUACAAACUUUUUUCCAUUUUACAUGGGGGCGCAUUAUACAUGGAAAAAAACGCUAUGUGUUUUACGUUGUUAUAUGAGUUGGUGUCCCCAAAAUUAACAAAUGUCGGCAUAACGGUUUUUUUCAACUUCCCGUUCACGACCGGGUGAGAGACUGUUGCCAACGGAUCAGUGUGUAAGUGUUGUAUUAUAGAAAGAAAUGUGUUAAUUACCCGAGCCAAUUAUUAUUAUACAUAAUAAUUUAGGGGGCGGGGUGUAGUUGUACUGUUUGAUGUGUAUGGGUUGUUUCCACUGGAUGUUGUAAAAAAAAUGUAAAAAAGCUAGAUCAGUGUGUUUGGGGGGGAUUCAUUGAGCGAUUCGUUUGAAUUAAUCUUUUGAGUGAACUGAUUCUAAAGAUUCAGUUCACCUAAAAAAAACUGGAAUGCACAUCACUAAAAAGUACACACUACUUCGUCUUCUGCUUCUUCUUGUUUUUUUCACGGUGGCGCACAAUUUAUGCACGUGUCUGCCCCUAGCGUUUCGAACGAAGCAAUACAAGAUUGUUCGUACAAAUUACAGCUGGUUUAGGGUUCAAUAUUUCAUAUUUGAUGGAUUUAAUUUUGGCAUCUAUAUAAGGUCUAUGGAAUAACCUAAAUAUUGUCUUCUAUAUCAGGUUACAGAUAUAACCACACUUCACACGGCUCUUGGUUGUUUAAAACAAAGCAAUGCAACAUCUGUACAUUAUUUGUACAACUUAUAGCUGGUUUAGGGUUUAAUAUUUCAUAUUUGAUGGUGGGGACAAGUGGUAUAGAAAAUGGAUGGAAAGAUGGAUGGAUUGAUGGGUUGAUGGCUGGAUGGAAGGAUUGAUAGCUGGAUGGAUAGAUGGAUGGAUGGAUUUAAUAUUAGUUAUAGAAAUAACCACACUUCACACGGAUCGGUGGUUGUUUAAAACAAAGCAUCACAACUUCUGUGCAUUAUGUAUAUGUUAGGGUUUGCAGAAUAUCUUCAUCGUAUGAUUAUGUCGGAAUGUAACCUGUAAUAAUUUAACUAGCUUGUCCUGUCUAGACAAAAGUAGUUGACCAAAGUGCUAAGAUCUUUUCAACUGAUUGACUAGACGCAGAGGAAGCAAUCAAAGUUGCUUUGUUUACAGAAAGUCGCAAAAGGCCCCUUGCUAUGCUUUGAUCAGCAGGGGAGCGUCUUCACCCUAUCCAGUGUGUUCCCACACCCACACUUUCAACCCCACUCUGUUUCUCUCAAUAAAUAUGCACCUGAAAAGGCCUGAGUCAGACUUCAUUCGACCAUCGCUGUAAGCACAGCGACGAGUGAACUCUCCGCCUGCAGGUGUCUAAAACGACUAACUUGUCUCCAGUGUGGUUCUUUCUAAAAUAAGUUAGAGUGAGCACCACCCUAACAUUUUGGUGCCGAAACCCGGGACGCUCAUACCCGCCAUCUGGCUGACGGAGGACGACACGCUGUACACCGUCGAUGGGCCAGCGUCCAUUAGGAGGACCUGGUAAAGAAAGACCUGGGAAGGAAAUUCUUCGCUGGGCCAGCAUCUUAGGUCUGCCUUCGUCUGUCAGAGGUGGAUUGACGGGGACCCGGCAGUGCAGCUGACCAAGGGGACAAGUAAGUCAUAGAAAAAAGCGCUGAUACGGCUUUGAUUUGUCCUAGCUAUGAGAUACGGCUUUGGUUUGUCCAAGCUAUGAGAUACGGCUUUGGUUUGUCCUAGCUAUGAGAUACGGCUUUGGUUUGUCCUAGCUAUGAGAUACGGCUUUGGUUUGUCCUAGCUAUGAGAUACGGCUUUGGUUUGUCCAAGCUAUGAGAUACGGCUUUGGUUUGUCCAAGCUAUGAGAUACGGCUUUGGUUUGUCCAAGCUAUGAGAUACGGCUUUGGUUUGUCCUAGCUAUGAGAUACGGCUUUGGGUUUUCCAAGCUAUGAAACAGCUGGGAUUCUAGUCCCAGUGGAAGGAACGGGCUAAGAAAAAUAAAAUAAAAAUAAUUUCUUUCUCCUAAUUGAGGAAGGGCGUAGGUUCUUUUUUUUUUGUCCGUUUUUCCAAGCUGUUUGCAUGAAAUUUGUGUGGUUGAAUUGACUGGUAGGAUAAAUUGACUGCAAAGAGAAUUUGGUGGAAGGUCGAUUUAAACCUGCAUUGAGGAUCCUCAAAGAAAAGAAAAAAGAAAUAAAAAAUUGUAUAAACCUAAAAUACCAAAUAAGAUGGGAAAUAAAAACGGUAAAUCCCUAGCUCUUGACGGAGAUGAGAAGUACAUGGUGAGUAAAUUUGUUAAUUGUAUGUUCCACAUGCCGAAGUGGAAGAAAAAGUAUGGAGUAGAAGGGAAGUUGAAAGUUUAAGUGUGGAAGAUAGUGGUUGAUGUUUUGGAGGAGAGUGUAGAUAGGACGACAAAGGGACAGAAAAAGAAAAGGAAAGAGAGAGAGUUGAAUUGUGCUAGAAUGUGGUUGAAUGCUUCGCAAGAGAGAAGAGAACAAAUCCAAAAGACAAAAGAUAGAAAGUUGAAAAGUGAUGAGGCUGCGUCUAUGUUUGUCAGGCCGGAAGACAAUGAGGCCACAGUGCGCAGGCGCACUGUCCCGGCCACGGCUCCAGCCGCAGCUGGGAAUGCAGCUCAAGCGCAGCAAGAGGGAUCUUCCGCUCGUAUGCAAAACUUGUAUCCAGGUUUAACAGACCUGCACCCUCCCCCAUAUAACAGAAAAAAAAGCCAGGGUCACAUUGCUAGAAGUCCUGUACAAACAAGAAGUUUGACCACUGCUGCUAGGUUUUCCCAAAAUUUGGACAAUGUUGAUGUGUGCCCAAUGAUACAGGUGCCAAACCCUAUUGUAGGGGAAGGCCAACCUCCACAUACGUAUGUUCUUCGGCCAUGGACUUUGGAAGAGGCAAGAAAAGCAGUUGAAGGUGUUACCCCUGUUGCUGAAGACCCAGAUAAAUGGGCAGAAGACAUGGCUGGAAUCAUACAUUCCUAUAGACUGAAUGGGCAUGAGGCAGGAGAAGCUGCAAUGUCUUCUUUGGGAAAAGACUGGGCAAAGGUUAGAGGUCAUUAUACACUUGGCAAGAGCGUGUCGUUUUGCAAGACAAAACCAAUCAAAGGGUGGGGGAAGGGGCAGAGGAAAAGUCACAUUUACAGCAUGACAAGCUUCCUCCACUUUGACCCCUCAUGCUCAUGCAGAGAAAGAAGUAACAGAUGUCCAUAUGACAGCAGAACAUGUCAUUGUCAGAUUAUUAGAAAGUUUUUUAGAUUAUUAGAGCUCCUGUCCAUACGAGAAGUAUGGCAAUGCUGUUGUAUGCCCAAUGACAAAUGACCAGAGAUCAAAUUGUGUGUGUACACUGAAGUUAAAAUUUGCAAAUCAAGUGGUAAAUAAAUGCAACUUGCUUCGAGAAGAUAAAUGAAAAAUUAGAAUGUGCUGUCCUCGCGUGCGUGGGAGGGACUAGCUCAUGAUCGACCACAGGAAAUGGCCAGCCUGUGACGAAUCAUUGGUGCUGGGAUCUACCUUACAUGCGCGAGAGCUGUGCAUGUGUGUUAAAAUGAUGAAAUUUGGCUAAACUUUUAGUAUAAAGAAAUUUGCUAGACUGUGGUCUAUCCAAUUUGCACCGCAGAACAGAAACAAUUGAAAGAUAAGAAUAAGAGGAAAGGAGAGAAAUAUGUUUGCGAGCAGAAACUGAUCCACACUAGUGCAUGUUAAGUAAGAAACGACAGAACAUGCUUUCAGGAAUUGGAAGAAUCAAAAUUGUGAAUUUAAGACAUUGACAUUUAGUAGAAAUAGUUGACUGGUUGUGUUAUAAGAUUAUACAAACUUCUAUAUGCGAGCUGAACCUGAGAGAUUGAGUUCUUCAAAUUUAAAAACAAAGAAAAAAUUCUGAUUAAUUUGCCAGCAAUUUUUUCUUUUUUCGUGUGUGUUGAGUUUUUUUGGAUUGGUGGAUUGUUCUAUCAGGAAAUGCUUAGAAAGAGGAAAAGAAAAAAAAAACAGACAAAAGAAAAUUAAAGGUUGCUUUUGGAGUGAUAAUUAACUAGAGACAAAACUGGAGAACCAGUAACACAUGCAGAAGAUGUGUGAACUGGGAGAUUGAGAAGCGUUUUGAAAAUUGGAAGAUGAUUGAAAAAUGACUGAAGAAGCUAUGAGGAAGUGGUGUACGUGUUUGGAAGGGCACGCGCUUAGGCUAAUCAACAUUUGUUGGACUGAUCAAAGGAACCAUUUGCUACAGGACUUAACAUCCAUUCCCCCAGCCCAGAUCCGACAAAGACCAGAGAAUCUCCUCUAAAACAGGAGGCGAUAAAUGGGAUAGCCCCUGUCAUAAAUGGUCUUUGGUUAGGGGGAAUCAUUAGGAAGUGCUCAAACUCUUCUCGCAAACACCCCUAUCUGCCCAGUUCAAAAGGGCAAUAAAAUUGACUACAGGAGUUGCAAAGAACAGGCGAAGAACAGUCCUUGACCUGGCAUUUGCGUUUGGCGGUUGUCGAUGUGGUUCCAAGACCUGUCUUGAGGUUUGUCAUUUGUAAAAUUUGGCCGUUGUGAUCCUCCCAAACAGAAAUAAAUGAUUUGGGCUUUUGUUGUAAUUGGUUUGUGGAAGGAUUGCAGGAGCUUGCGCCUCCAGUGUCUCACCUGUGCCUUCCUGCCUUCCAUUGUCUCCACUGAGACUGGACUGUGGAAGGGGGAGUGUGGUAUUGUGGUGUGAAAAGGCUGUGGGAGACGGCUCCUGUGGUGUUGCACAUGGACCGUUCUGUUCCAUUGUCUCCACGGAAGUUGGAAGGUGAGUGGGGUGAUUGGUAUUGUAAUUUGAUUGUGGGGGAGACUGAUGUAGGUGUGGGGCUCUGGACUCUGCGGGUAGCUAUUUGCUGGGUUGGCGCGGGUGGGGGACGACGGCAUUGAUUGUCCCAGUACUAGCCGGGCUGGGAUAAAUCAGUAUGGAAAUGCCGGGCGCCCCCCUCUUACUUCCCUUGCUGUGGCUGCGCGCGGAAUGGAGUCGUACCCACUCCAGGUGUGUGCUGAGGGCGUGAUAGCAAGUGAGAUUACGGCAGGAUGAUGGAAGAAUGAAUGAGGACAGACAGGGAAUGCAUGUACGACAUGGGAUGUGCACGGCUGUAACUGAGGUCUGGUGGACUUCAAUGUCUGCCUGCUCACGGCCAUCAUAAAGUUAAAUGUUGUGGGACAGGGGUUGAGAUGUGAUGGUGAAUGAAUGGGUGCCUUUGUGUCUGUUAGUUUGUACGUGUGUGCGCGCAUAUAUGAAUGGCCUAGGUAGGUUGAUGUGGAGGCGACGUGAUCACAAUUGAAGAUAAGAUCCCUCUCGCCUGUCAGUGUAGUACGAAUUGAGAUGAAUAGGAUUCGAUGAUUACUCAGGGGCACCAUUGACGUCAAAUGGUUCAAUGGAGAAGGCCCGUUUCCUGUGGCUGGACAAGACAGGACCAUCUAGUCCAGCUGGGAUGGGUAUGAUAAUGUGUCCGGGACACCUUGCUGGUCCUUUUCGCUCCCCAACGACGCUAUUGACACAUUACGUCAGUGCUUCUCAAAUAGUGGGGGGCACGGUGCUAUACCUGGGGGGGCGCGUGUGACCCUGGGGAACAGGCUUUUUUUUUGGCAGUACUAGAAUAAAGUGUAAUUGCGAAUCUUCACAGCAGGGGGCAGUGGCGCUCUCAUUGUUACUUCUGUGACGUUUGCGACAGUGCAACAUUUUACGACUUACAAGACAAGUUAGGAUAGUCACGGUGGGGAAGGGGGGGCGCGAAUAGUUUUCUUCUUGCUGGGGGGGGCGUAACAGAAAAUAAUUGAGAAGCACUGCAUUACGUGAAUGUGUCAAAACGGUGGGGGAGUAGAAUAAUUUAAUCUACUGUAAGAUUCAAUGUUUUGUCAAAUGUAAUUGUUUUUGGAGUCUUAACAGGACACGUAAGAAUUCAACACACAGUGAUGAGAGGAGCAGAAGAAACAUCUCGAAUGAGCCCAUCUCCCAUGCCGUCCGGCUGUCCGGCAAAGGAGAUACGUGGUAUCAUCUGUCCCAGUGCGCCCCGGUAAAGGUUUCCUGCAAGGAACCAAAUCCGCCAUCAACAGCGUCCCCGCCCCCAGUACAAACAGAGACAGAAUAAUCCUCUUCCCCCUUGGUGGCCAGGUAGUCCACCCUGAGCCACUGAAGACAACGACCACGCAGCAGAUAUUUCCAAGUUCUUCCCGGACGGAGCAGAUCUGCGAAGGGGGUGAGAAUCGUGCUCACCCUCCACCAGUGGGCGUGCCAAGCCCCCAACGGCUGAACAAUCACGAGCAAUUUUUAUCUUGAUUGAUAACAUUCUGGUCGCCUAAGGCAGAGGGACCGUGUAACUCUUUUCCUGCAUUUAAUCUGGCCGCAGGUUUUUAAGUUACACACAUACUUUGGACUGGAGUAUUGAGGGAAAACCUCAUCUUCACUGGAAGUUAUUGCUUUCAUUGUAUUUUCUUACUUAUGUUUGCCUGAUCGGGGUUGACAUAAUCAUAUGAUAAAACAGGAGGGAUAUGUUUGGGUUUGCAGAAUAUCUUCAUCGUAUGAUUAUGUUGGAAUGUAACCUGUAAUAAUUUAACUAGCUUGUCCUGUCUAGACAAAAGUAGUUGACCAAAGUGCUAAGAUCUUUUCAACUGAUUGACUAGCUUUGUUUACAGAAAGUCGUAAAAGGCCCCUUGCUAUGCUUUGAUCAGCAGGGGAGCGUCUUCACCCUAUCCUGUGUGUUCCCACACCCCCACUUUCAACCCCACUCUGUUUCUCUCAAUAAAUAUGCACCUGAAAA